AUGGGCAGCGCCAUGGACCCCUCCGGAGGUGCCUACCUGCACCUGGGUGCGGUGAUGUCCCCGGUGGGCACCGCCCGCGUGCUGCAGCUGGCUUUUGGCUGCACGACUUUUAGCCUGGUGGCCCACAGGGGCGGUUUUGCGGGGGUCCAGGGUACCUUCUGCAUGGCUUCCUGGGGCUUCUGCUUUGCCCUCUCCGUCCUGAUUGUGGCCUUUGAGUUCACGAAGCUCCAUGGCUGCCUGCGUCUCUCCUGGGGCAACUUCACAGCAGCCUUUGCCAUGCUGGCCACGCUGCUCUCGGCCACAGCCGCUGUCAUCUACCCGCUGUACUUCACCCGGCUGGAAUGCCCACCCGAGCCCGCCGGCUGCACGGCCAGGAACUUCCGCCUGGCCGCCAGUGUCUUUGCUGGACUCCUCUUCCUGGCCUAUGCUGCGGAGGUAGCCCUAACACGAGCCAGGCCUGGCCAGGUAGCCAGCUACAUGGCCACCGUAUCUGGGCUCCUGAAGAUAGUCCAGGCCUUUGUGGCCUGCAUCAUCUUUGGGGCCCUGGUCUAUGACAGCCGCUACGGGCGCUACGUGGCCACCCAGUGGUGUGUGGCUGUGUACAGCCUGUGCUUCCUGGCCACAGUGGCUGUGGUGGUCCUGAGCGUGUUGGGCCAUACAGGGGGCCUGGGCUGCCCAUUCGAUCGCCUAGUGGUGGUGUACACCUUCCUGGCCGUUCUCCUCUACCUCAGCGCUGCCGUCAUCUGGCCCGUCUUCUGUUUUGACCCCAAGUACGGGGAACCCGCACGGCCCCUCCACUGCCCCCAGGGCAGCUGCCCCUGGGACAGCCAGUUGGUGGUAGCCAUUUUCACGUACGUCAACUUGCUUCUCUACAUCGUUGAUCUUGCCUACUCCCAGAGGAUCCGCUUCGUGCCCACCCUGUAG
Dipodomys ordii (Ord's kangaroo rat) is the source of this 924-nucleotide messenger RNA. It is a transcript of the gene Myadml2, whose product is annotated as myeloid-associated differentiation marker-like 2. Gene Ontology annotation, cellular component: membrane. The record is from RefSeq and is a predicted model, not a curated record. NCBI's taxonomy places the organism in Eukaryota, Metazoa, Chordata, Mammalia, Rodentia, Heteromyidae. The transcript has a single exon. The coding region runs from base 1 to 924 and encodes 307 amino acids.